Molecule: messenger RNA, 4799 nt
Organism: Triticum aestivum (bread wheat)
Lineage: Eukaryota; Viridiplantae; Streptophyta; Magnoliopsida; Poales; Poaceae
Product: zinc transporter 10
Exons: 3
Coding region: 272-961 (229 amino acids)
Biological process (GO): zinc ion transmembrane transport
Cellular component (GO): plasma membrane
Molecular function (GO): zinc ion transmembrane transporter activity
Source: RefSeq, a predicted model, not a curated record
GUCGGCCCUGGCCCACCCCACGACGGCCCGCCGGGCGUCGACGGGGCGGGAUGACAACAUGCGGCGGGCCGAUGUGGAAAAGAGAGAGAGGCAACAAUCAUGCAUGCGCCUACUGAUCUAGCUUAGCCGAGGUACCUUGCGUCCUUCCAUCCCUCUCCUCGCGUGCGUGUAAACUCCGCCCGCCUCUGCUGAAACUCUCGUCCGACUGUUCCGGGGGAGAAGAGGGAGACGGCUGGAUUGAGCGCAACGGCGGCCGGCGUUCCUCGAGAAAAUGGAGCCGUACGUCGUCGCCCCCUAUCUUCGCGCCUACCUACACCGAUUCGCAGCUUCGGUGUCCGCGGCGAGCUGCGACGCGGGGGAGGUGGGCGGCGAUGUAUGCCGCGACGAGGAGGCCGCGUUGCGGCUCAAAAUGGUCGCCGUCGCGGCCAUCCUUGUCGCGGGGGCCGCCGGCGUCGCCAUCCCGCUCGUUGGCCGUAGGUGGCGUGGCGCGGAUGCAGCCGGUGGUGGCGGGUCGACGUUCGUGCUAGCCAAGGCCUUCGCGGCGGGGGUGAUCCUGGCCACGGGGUUCGUGCACAUGAUGCACGACGCCGAAGAGAAAUUCCAGGACCCUUGCCUCCAGGGCUCGCCGUGGCGGCGGUUCCCUUUCGCGGGCUCCAUCGCCAUGCUCGCCAGCCUCGUGACGCUCGUCGUGGACUUCCUCGGCACCCAGUUUUACGAGUGCAAACAGCGCGAGGCCGCCGCCUUCGCCGCAACGAGCGCCCAAGAUGAGACGGCGGCGUCGCUGCUGGAGGACGGGAGGAAUGCAGGGGGCGAGAAGCGUGAAGGAGGGGUGCACGACGGCCACGGCCAUGGUCACGGGAACGAGGCGGGCCCGUCCCAAGCUCGUCAGGUGGUUGUUUCCCAGGUACGAAGACAGUGGUUACCCAGCAUAAUCGUAAUGAACUCAUAUACGGAGUACUAGUAUCACUUGCUUAGUUGCUAAACAUGUUUUUCGAAGAUGAACGAACUUAGACAAAUCUUACCAUUAAAGAAGGAGCGCGCAUAUACUCUUGGUGCAACUUCUUUAAUACAGUAAAGCUGUAUAUCUGAAGUUCUGAACAGACGGGGCUAGAUCUGCUGACGCUUAUGUUUGUUAUUAAAAUUAUUUAUACUUUCACACAGUUUGUUAUAUCUGCUCUAUGGGUUAUAAAUAUAGCAAAAAUAAAAUGGUAUAACCUCCAUCCGGAAUUUACCGUCGCUAAAAUGAGUGUAUCUAGAUGUGUUUCGUUGUGUAGCUGAAAUAAGUGUAUCAGACGCGUUUCAGUGUGUAGAUACACUCAUUUCAGUGUAAUCUUAGCCAUCCAAAUCAUUCUAAUGGCUUGAAACUAAGUUGACUAUCAGAAAUUUGGUUUGGAUUGCACAUUUAGUUAUCCUUUAUGACUAAUUUCCAUUUGUUAGGAAAAUGGCAUACUCUAUUCAUCAUUACUUACCACUAAGUUACUAUGCUAUUGUUGCUAACCUUAUUUGUUGCUCCAAACAAUGAAUUGUUAUAAAAAAUGCCUUUCCUUAUUAUAGUUGUGCGAAGUUAGAUAUCUAAGAAAAGGCUGAGUGUCCGAAUCUGAUGGUAUGCUAUAGUAAGAGAUGUAGUUUAUAUACUGAACUUAGGUAAAUGACAAUACCACUAAACAAGCAGGAAGUGGCUAUUCUGCACCCGGGUGUGAACAGUAAAAUAAAAAAUUAUCAAACAAAUUAAAAAAUUCAAUUUUUUUGUGCUGCAAGAUGCUCAAAUGUGUGAGGUUCGUGCAAAAUUUCAGCUUGUUUGGACAUCCAAGGAUCUUGUGGCAAAAAGGACAAAAUUUGGGUGUGUGAGGAAGUUUUGAAAUCAACACUAUUCACACUAUAUUUUGUCUUUAUUGCCAUGAGCUUCUCAAAUGUCCAAACAAGCUAAAAUUUUGCACGAACAUCAUGCAUUUGAGGAUCUUGCACCACAAAACAUUUGGAUUUUUUUUGGUAUUUUUUAAGAUUUUUACUAUUCAUCGGGUGUGAUGAGCCUGGACACCGAAUUGAAUUUUCGGGCAAAGUGAUUAUUACAUACCUACUGCGAGUGUAACCUUUUUUUUGUUAAGCUACACCUAAACUAACACGGCUAGAUUUGUCGGUCAUUACGUUGAUAGUGAGUACUAUAUACUUUGAAACAAUUAGUUUAUUUUACUAUAUGAUUAAACCUAGCCAUCGGAUCUAAUAUAAUGGCUUAAGAAUAAGUCAAAUAUCUGGCCAUAUUAACUAUCAUUUACAACUCAUCUUCUCAAAUCACGAGGAAAAACUGUACAACCAAAUCAUUGUUCUUAGUAAAGGCCUAUAAUUUAUGACCUUAUUUUCUUCAAUGUUUUGUUACAAAAAAAUAAUGACUAUCAUGCAUUUUCUUAUUAAAAUUGCGCAAACUAAACCAAAAGGCUGGGAGUUCCAGAUAUAGUAGCAUUCCAUUUCCAAGAGAUGCAUUUUAUAUGCUGGACAAAACAUUUGUUGCAAUGUAUAUUGCUAGUAUUUGCAAUAUUUGAGAACCAAUACACGCAUCUAAACUCACAUAAGAGCUUAAUGAACAACUUUGACUAGAAAAUAGCGAAAUAGUGAAUGACAUAUCUGAAGAUCCUGUGUUGUAGCACCAUUUAUCCCAAAUGAGAUUGACCUAACCAUGCAACGUGACGUUUUCCCCAAUGCCAAUGCAUACAUUCAAGACUUAAUAACAUGUCAAGAAACGCAUGGCCUUGUUGAUGUGAAAUAGGACUUAAAAUCUUCAUUGUUAAGGCUUCACAAUUAAUCUCCACCAAAGAUUUCAAUCAUCCCUUGCACGAACUUUUUGAAGCACUCAAUUGCAGUCCUACCACGAAUCUUAAUGUAGUCACCGACCAUGUCCUUAGCAUACCAUACAAACAGCGGUGAUGAACUCAUAUACUAUCAGUUCCUUGAUUGCUUAAUACGAUUUCUAUAGAAGAACACACUUAGAAAAAUGCUUUGUAUAGAAGAACGAACUUAGAAAAAUGUCGGUACCAAUAAAGAAGCGACAUAUACUCUAGAUGCAACACUUAUGUUAAGAUAUAUCUGAAGUUCUAAACUAACGCACCUAGAUGCCUAGAUUUACCGAUGAUUGUGUUUGAUAUUAAAUUUCUAAUAUAGAAGUUACUGUACCAAUAUAAAUAUUUCCUUGAUAUAAAUAUUCUUAGCCACCCAAAUAAUCUAAUAGCUUGAAAUAAGUUGAAUAUCUAGAAAUUAUGUCCCAUGUUAGCAAGUUUAUUUCUUAACUAUACUAUGUUAGUUAUCCUUAACAACUAUUCUUUUUGAAUUGUAAAGAAAAUUGCACAACAUAUUCAUCAUUCCUUAUUCACGAGCUAAAAUUUCUAACCUUAUUUGUCGCUUCAUGUGUUGAACCGUUAGAAAAUACUAUGGUUGGCAUGCCCUUGUUUUGUGUAUAAUUUGAAUUACUACCAGAAUUAUCUAAACAUAGAGUUGUAACCUAUUUUGGCCAAAUUUUAAUAGCCUACUACAGUGUUGCUAUAUACUUUGGUCAUCCCUCCCCCUUUAAAGCUAUACACUUUAACACUAAACUAAAAUUAUGCUAUUAGCUUGCUAAAUGCCACUAUAACACUAGUUUUAGAGUCAUUUAGCGACCUUAAGCCGCUGCUGCCCGAGGAGGGACGCACGUCGGUUCCAUAAAGCCAUCCAUCUGUCUUACUCCUCCUUGUUUUUGCUAUAUUUAUAUGAUGCAUUGAUGCAAAACUUAGUUUUUCAAUUCGGAUGGUUUUUUUUAUGUAUGAAUAUGUGUAUAUCAAGUAUAUGUGAUGUAUAAUAUAUGAUGCCUGAUUUUAUGCUUUUUUUCAAUUUUAGAGAUUCUAGAAAAAUGCAAGAUGGUUCUUAGCUUCCAUAUAGCUCUACUAUAGAUUUUCAUAGCUUUUGGUCGAGACGCCGCUGCUGCUAAAUGGCAUAGCUUGCUAUUUAAAACUUUAAUUUUUUGCUUACUGCAUGUACCGCUAUAAUCCGGCCCCCCACUGAAGUUGUGGAUUUAUAUAUGUUUUGUUGUAUACCAUUAUAUAUUAGCCCACCAAGUCGACUUUUCACCUCCGGAUAAUAUUGAAAUAUCUAUGUCUUGGUGCAGCUUACUUUCUAGUUGAUCAAAUAAUAAAAUGUAGUCAACUCUGUAAUUCUGUGGGGCCAAAUAAAGUCGUUCCAUAAUUUUCAUUUCUUGGACAGCCGCACGCUGUCAGAGGUGUUUGGUUUGUGGCAGUGAUCUUGUCAAGAAAAAUAUGCUACUUUUGGUUCAGUGUGCCAAUUAUCUAUGGACCACAUGUUGUUUGCUUGUGUCUCAUGCACGUGGUGUAUAUUGACUUCAUUGUCAUUUAGUCAAAUAUUCUUUUGUAUAUCAAAAGCGUUAUAUAUUUUUAAAGGACGUGUAGCUAAUUUUGGUGAUCAAAUUUAAAAACACUAGUCAUGAACCCAUGUGCAUACAUGUGCUACCUAUUUUAGGAAAUGCAUAAAUAUUGUGAACCCACUGAUGGCAGUUUCUAGCAAUUAAUAUAGUAGUUUGGGUGGAGCUUGCUUUCUGUUUUUCCCCCUUUUUUCGGAAAGGGGCUUUGCCCCGGCCUCUGCAUCUAGAACGAUGCAUACAACCAUAUUAUUGAUAAUCAAAAUGGUUCAAAAAAAGUCUUCAUGUCUCAAAAAAGAAAUAACAAAAGGCUCACAAAGAGCACAAACACAAAAACAGGAUAGCCACAACUGGCAGGAAAAAAUUAAGAAAGGAAACUAAACACCUAUCCUAUUACAUGACC